Molecule: messenger RNA, 378 nt
Organism: Sphaeroforma arctica JP610
Lineage: Eukaryota; Ichthyosporea; Ichthyophonida
Exons: 1
Source: RefSeq, a predicted model, not a curated record
AUGGACGGAUCUGCAUCCGAUGUGGACGAAAGCGGUAUCGCUUCCUCGCCUAUAGCCAACUUUGAACCGUCUACUCAGCGUAAAGCACUCCAUACGGAGGAUAUGAGUAUGAAACAUGAUUCCACCGGAAGUAUAGAGCCUAAAUCGCUGCUCACCAGUGAUUCUUUGGAUCGGUCCAAGCUUCAAUCUGCUGCGCAUGUUGGUGUAUCUGGUAUCGCUCUACGGAACCGGAUGGAAAACAGUGGCCAUGUUAACGGAUUAGAAGGGCUUGGCGUUGACGUGUAUGACCAUGAAGCAAUGGAGAAGAAUAUUAUGAAUCAAAUGGAUACAGCUAUACAGAAGGAGGAUAUGAAACUCCACAUGGCGAAUAUGGACGAG